AGAGCCCGCGAGUGGGCCCUGAGUGGCGUCUGGAGACCCGGACCGCGGAGCCCGGAGCUGCGCCGGCCCGGCCGGGCGUCUCGGCCAGUGCGGCCAUGGACGCGCAGGAGUUGAAGACACUGGUCAAUUAUUAUUGUCAAAAGAAGUAUUUCCACCAUGCGUCCUUUGUUGCCCGUGAAGGAAUGAAGAAAUAUGCCAAUGACCCCUUCUUCCGGUUUUAUCAUGCGUAUUGCAUACUGAUGGAAGGUAAAGCUCAAGAAGCACUUCGGGAAUUUGAGGCUAUUAAAAAUAAGCAGGACGUUUCACUUUGUUCUCUCAUCGCACUGAUGUAUGUCCACAAAUUGAGUCCCAACCCAGACAGAGAAGCCAUCAUGGAAUUAGAUACCAAAAUGAAGGAGCAGCGGAAAGACGCCGGGCCCAAGACCCUGUACCAUGCAGGCUUGUUUUUAUGGCACAUUGGUCGCCUUGAAAAGGCGAGAGAAUAUAUUGACAGAAUGUUGAAAGUUGCAAAUGAUAGCAAUGAGGGGCAGAUUUUGAAAGCAUGGCUUGAUAUUGCAAGAGGAAAAGAACCUUAUACUAAAAAAGCACUAAGAUGUUUUGAAGAAGGAUUACAAGAUGGAAAUGAUAUUUUUGCUCUGCUGGGUAAGGUACAGUGUCUUGAGAAGCGCCAGGACUAUUCAGGUGCUUUGGAGACUGUGAACCACAUCAUCGUGAACUUCCCAGGCUUUCUUCCUGCUUUUGAAAAGAAAAUGAAAUUGCACCUAGCCUUGAAGGAUUGGGACCAGGCAGUUGAGACAGCACAGAGGUUGCUGCUUCAGGAUAAUGAAAAUGUCGAAGCUCUGAGAAUGCUGGCUCUUUACUACUUGUGCCGGGAGGGUGAUAUAGAGAAGGCUACUGUCACGUUAGAAAAGUUAGGAAAUGCACUAGAUGUUACGGAACCACAGAAUGCUCAACUUUUUCAUAGGAUUACAGUAGCCUUCAGCAGAACUUGUGGACGAAGCCAAGUUAUUCUUCAAAAAAUUCAAACAUUCCUAGAAAAAGCUUUUAGUUUAUCCCCACAGCUACCAGAAAUUGCAACAGAGCUUGGAUACCAAAUGAUUUUCCAAGGAAAAGCUAAAGAGGCAUGGAACUGGUACAAGACUGCCAUGGCACUUAAUGAGACCAACAUCUCAGCAGUAAUUGGACUUAUCCGGUGCCAGCUAAUGGAAGGGCAGUUACAAGACGCAGACCAGCAGCUAGAAUUCUUCAGUGAGUUCCAGCAGUCCAUGGGGAGAUCUGCGGAAUUAAUGUAUUUGCAAGCAGUUCUUGCUAUGAAGAAAAACAGACAACAAGAAGAAAUUAUAAACUUGUUAAAUGAUAUUGUGGACACUCAUUUUUCACAUUUGGAAGAUUUACCUCUUGGCAUAGAGUAUUUUGAGAAGCUAAAUCCUGAUUUCUUGCUAGAAGUUAUCACAGAGUAUCUGAAUAUCUGUCCAAUUCAACCUACAGAUCCUGGGCAGCCUCUUUCUCCAGUUCUCAGAUGCUGUACAUCAGUCCUAGAGACUAUCAUAAGAACUGUCCCUGGUCUUCAGAAAGCUGUCUUCCUGAUGGCUAAAGUGAAGUAUUUGUCAGGUGACAUCGAAGCAGCACAUAGCACCCUGCAGCGCUGCCUGGAGCGCAGCCCCUCGUGCGCAGAUGCUCACCUCCUCAUGGCCCAGGUUUACUUGUUUCAGGAGAAGGUCAAGUUGUGUUCUCAGUCGCUUGAGCUUUGUCUGAGCUAUAAUUUUAAUGUAAGAGAAUAUCCUUUAUAUCACUUGAUAAAAGCCCAAUCACAGAAGAAAAUGGGAGAAAUAGCAGAAGCAAUUAAAACUCUACAUAUGGCAAUGAAUUUGCCAGGAAUGAGGAGAAUUCAAGCUUCUUCAAAAUCAAAACUCACAAAGACCGAGGUCGAUACAAGCCAUCGCUUGUCAAUCUUUCUUGAGUUGGUGGAGGUUCACUGCUUAAAUGGAGAACAGCAUGAGGCAGCAAAGGUUUUACAAGAUGCUAUCCACGAAUUUUCUGGAACAUGUGAAGAACUACGUGUUACUAUUGCUAAUGCAGAUCUGGCUCUGGCCCAAGGAGAUACAGAGAGGGCUUUAAGUGUGCUUCGAAAUGUUACAACAGCACAGCCUUAUUUUAUAGAGGCCAAAGAGAAGAUGGCAGAUAUCUAUUUGAAACACAGAAAAGAAAAAAUGUUGUAUAUCACUUGCUACAGAGAAAUUGCUGAAAGAAUGCCCAACCCCCGAUCUUUUCUUCUCCUUGGUGAUGCAUACAUGAAUAUUCAAGAGCCCGAAGAAGCCAUAGUGGCAUAUGAACAAGCCUUAAAUCAGAACCCAAAGGAUGGAACACUGGCUAACAAAAUGGGGAGAGCACUUGUGAAAACUCACAACUAUUCAAAGGCAAUCACCUACUAUGAGGCUGCUUUGAAAAAUAAACAACACAGCUACCUUUACUUUGACCUGGCCGAGCUCUUACUAAAACUGAAACAGUAUGACAAAGCAGAAAAAGUUCUUCAGCAUGCUCUAGCUCAUGAACCUGUAAAUGAACUGUCUGUUCUCAUGGAAGAUGCACGUUCUCAAGUCCUGCUGGCAAAAGUUUAUAGUAAAAUGCAAAGACCUAAUGAUGCCAUCACUUCCUUACAACAGGCCCGAGAAUUACAGGCACGGGUACUAAAACGUGUUGAAAUGGAGCAGCCUGAUGCAGUUCCUGCACAGAAACACUUAGCAGCUAAAAUUUGUGCAGAGAUGGCAAAACAUGCUGUUGUUCAACAAGACUAUGAAAGAGCUAUAAGGUUUUACAAAGAGGCCCUGAUUCACUGUGAGACAGACAGUAAGAUAAUGCUGGAACUGGCACAGUUAUACCUUGCCCAAGAUGACCUUGAUGCCUCCCUGCGGCACUGUGUGCUACUUCUCCAGAGUGACCAGGACAAUGAACUUGCUACCAUGAUGAUGGCCGAUCUCAUGUUCAGAAAGCAGGACUAUGAACAAGCAGUAUUUCACUUGCAGCAGCUUUUAGAACGUAAACCAGAUAACUACAUGACUUUAUCUCGUUUGAUUGAUCUCCUAAGAAGAAGUGGAAAACUUGAUGAUGUUCCAAGAUUUUUCUCAAUGGCUGAGAAAUACAACUCCAGAAUAAAACUGGAGCCUGGGUUUCAGUAUUGUAAAGGACUACAUCUGUGGUAUACUGGAGAACCAAAUGAUGCCCUUCGACAUUUUAAUAAAGCUCGGAAAGAUAGUGAUUGGGGCCAAAAUGCCCUUUAUAAUAUGAUAGAAAUCUGUCUGAAUCCAGAUAAUGAAACUAUUGGAGGUGAAGUGUUUGAAAAUCUGAAUGGAGACCUGGGUAAUUCAACGGAGAAGCAAGAAUCUGUGCAGUUAGCAGUGAGAACAGCAGAAAAACUCCUUAAGGAACUAAAACCUCAGACCACUCAAGGUCACGUACAACUUCGCAUACUGGAAAACUACUGCCUGAUGGCUACUAAGCAGAAGUCUAAUGUUGAGCAAGCAUUAAGUGCCUUCACCGAGAUAGCUGCCUCUGAGAAAGAUCACAUCCCAGCACUCUUGGGAAUGGCAACAGCUUACAUGAUCUUAAAGCAGACUCCUAGAGCUAGAAACCAGCUGAAGCGGAUUGCAAAAAUGACUUGGAAUCCUGUUGAUGCUGAGGAGUUUGAAAAGAGCUGGCUCCUGCUUGCUGAUGUUUACAUUCAGUUGGCAAAAUAUGACAUGGCCGAAGAACUACUGAAACGGUGCCUGCGCCACAACCGAUCUUGCUGUAAAGCUUAUGAGUACAUGGGCUACAUGAUGGAGAAAGAGCAGGCGUAUGCCGAUGCUGCCCUCAACUACGAGAUGGCGUGGAAACAUGGCAACCAGUCAAACCCGGCCAUGGGAUACAAAUUGGCAUUUAAUUACUUAAAAGCAAAACGAUAUGUGGAUGCAAUUGGCAUAUGCCACCAGGUUCUUAAAACGCAUCCAACUUAUCCAAAAAUCAAAAAGGACAUACUUGAUAAAGCCCGCACAUGUUUAAGACCCUGAAAGCAAUGAUUUCACAGGGGAUGACAAGGCCUGACUUAGUCAUCCUUUUCAAAGGAGAUUUGAGUCCCAGCUGUAAAAUGCAAUGUUUUCUUUUCUCCAGCAGAGGCCACUGCUGUAUCUGAAGAGAUGUGCGGUGGUAUUGGUGUUUGCUAAUGGAGUAAUUGAAUGAGAACUGAUUGAUUUUCUGAUUUAAUUAGUGCAGAUUUUGUAGUUAGGUGAUAAAGACUAACUCAUUUCUGUAGAGAAUAGGUUUUUUUUGUUGUUAAAAUCUACACACAUGCUUAUUUUGUAAGGACUCCUAGUCUUUUUUUUUUUCAUCAAUUACCUUUAAAGUGUUAUCUGUUAAAUUUUUCACCAUAGUUCAUGCUAUAAUAUCAUAUAAUUUUGAAAAACUAUGUAUUCUAAAUGUAUAUUGUAAUAAAGGUUUUAUGACUA
This is a messenger RNA of Jaculus jaculus (lesser Egyptian jerboa), 4481 nucleotides long. It is a transcript of the gene Ttc21b, whose product is annotated as tetratricopeptide repeat domain 21B. The transcript is spliced from 29 exons. Gene Ontology annotation, cellular component: intraciliary transport particle A. Gene Ontology annotation, molecular function: protein binding. Lineage: Eukaryota; Metazoa; Chordata; Mammalia; Rodentia; Dipodidae. Gene Ontology annotation, biological process: protein localization to cilium; intraciliary retrograde transport. The record is from RefSeq and is a predicted model, not a curated record. Bases 96 to 4046 code for a protein of 1316 amino acids.